Pongo pygmaeus (Bornean orangutan) is the source of this 3509-nucleotide messenger RNA. It is a transcript of the gene TPX2, whose product is annotated as TPX2 microtubule nucleation factor. Gene Ontology annotation, cellular component: spindle; microtubule. Gene Ontology annotation, biological process: activation of protein kinase activity; regulation of mitotic spindle organization. NCBI's taxonomy places the organism in Eukaryota, Metazoa, Chordata, Mammalia, Primates, Hominidae. The record is from RefSeq and is a predicted model, not a curated record. The transcript has 18 exons. Bases 546 to 2786 code for a protein of 746 amino acids.
CGACUAGGCUGCCUGGGUUCAAAAUUUCAACGAUACUGAAUGAGUCCCGCCGCGGGUUGGCUUGCGCUUCGUUGUCAGAUCUGAGGCGAGGCUAGGUGAGCAGUGGGACGAAAAGAGGGAGCAGCUAGGGCGCGGGUCUCCCUCCUCCCGGAGUUUGGAACGGCUGAAGUUCACCUUCCAGCUCCUAGCGCCGUUCGCGCCGCUAGGCCUGGCUUCUGAGGCGGUUGCGGUGCUCGGUCGCCGCCUGGGCGGGGCAGGGUGCGAGCAGGGGCUUCGGGCCACGCUUCUCUUGGCGACAGGAUUUUGCUGUGAAGUCCGUCCGGGAAACGGGGGGAAAAGGAGUUGCAGGAGGCUGUCGGCUAAUAACGGUUCUUGAUACAUAUUUGCCAGACUUCAAGAUUUCAGAAAAGGGGUGAAAGAGAAGAUUGCAACUUUGAGUCAGGCCUGUAGGCCUGAUAGACUGAUUAAACCACAGAAGGUGACCUGCUGAGAAAAGUGGUACAAAUACUGGGAAAAACCUGCUCUUCUGCGUUAAGUGGGAGACAAUGUCACAAGUUAAAAGCUCUUAUUCCUAUGAUGCCCCCUCGGACUUCAUCAAUUUUUCAUCCUUGGAUGAUGAAGGAGAUACUCAAAACAUAGAUUCAUGGUUUGAGGAGAAGGCCAAUUUGGAGAAUAAGUUACUGGGAAAGAAUGGAACUGGAGGGCUUUUUCAGGGCAAAACUCCUUUGAGAAAGGCUAAUCUUCAGCAAGCUAUUGUCACACCUUUGAAACCAGUUGACAACACUUACUACAAAGAGGCAGAAAAAGAAAAUCUUGUGGAACAAUCCAUUCCGUCAAACGCUUGUUCUUCCCUGGAAGUUGAGGCAGCCAUAUCAAGAAAAACUCCAGCCCAGCCUCAGAGAAGAUCUCUUAGGCUUUCUGCUCAGAAGGAUUUGAAACAGAAAGAAAAGCAUAAUGUAAAAAUGAAAGCCAAGAGAUGUGCCACUCCUGUAAUCAUCGAUGAAAUUCUACCCUCUAAGAAAAUGAAAGUUUCUAACAAAAAGAAGCCAGAGGAAGAAGGCAGUGCUCAUCGAGAUACUUCUGAAAAGAAUGCAUCUUCUCCAGAGAAAGCCAAGGGUAGACAUACUGUGCCUUGUAUGCCACCUGCAAAGCAGAAGGUCCUAAAAAGUACUGAGGAGCAAGAGCUGGAGAAGAGUAUGAAAAUGCAGCAAGAGGUGGUGGAGAUGCGGAAAAAGAAUGAAGAAUUCAAGAAACUUGCUCUGGCUGGAAUAGGGCAACCUGUGAAGAAAUCAGUGAGCCAGGUCACCAAAUCAAUUGACUUCCACUUCCGCACAGAUGAGCGAAUCAAACAACAUCCUAAGAACCAGGAGGAAUAUAAGGAAGUGAACUUUACGUCUGAACUACGAAAGCAUCCUUCAUCUCCUGCCCGAGUGACUAAGGGAUGUACCGUUGUUAAGCCUUUCAACCUGUCCCAAGGAAAGAAAAGAACAUUUGAUGAAACAGUUUCUACAUAUGUGCCCCUCGCACAGCAAGUUGAAGACUUCCAUAAACGAACCCCUAACAGAUAUCAUUUGAGGAGCAAGAAGGAUGAUAUUAACCUGUUACCCUCCAAAUCUUCUGUGACCAAGAUUGGCAGAGACCCACAGACUCCUGUACUGCAAACCAAAUACCGUGCACGGCCUGUGACCUGCAAAAGUACAGCAGAGCUGGAGGCUGAGGAGCUCGAGAAACUGCAACAAUACAAAUUCAAAGCACGUGAACUUGAUCCCAGAAUACUUGAAGGUGGGCCCAUCUUGCCCAAGAAACCACCUGUGAAACCACCCACCGAGCCUAUUGGCUUUGAUUUGGAAAUUGAGAAAAGAAUCCAGGAGCGAGAAUCAAAGAAGAAAUCAGAGGAUGAACACUUUGAAUUUCAUUCCAGACCUUGCCCUACUAAGAUUUUGGAAGAUGUUGUGGGUGUUCCUGAAAAGAAGGUACUUCCAAUCACCGUCCCCAAGUCACCAGCCUUUGCAUUGAAGAACAGAAUUCGAAUGCCCACCGAAGAAGAUGAGGAAGAGGACGAACCAGUAGUGAUAAAAGCUCAACCUGUGCCACAUUAUGGGGUGCCUUUUAAGCCCCAAAUCCCAGAGGCAAGAACUGUGGAAAUAUGCCCUUUCUCCUUUGAUUCUCGAGACAAAGAACGUCAGUUACAGAAGGAGAAGAAAAUAAAAGAACUGCAGAAAGGGGAGGUGCCCAAGUUCAAGGCACUUCCCUUGCCUCAUUUUGACACCAUUAACCUGCCAGAGAAGAAGGUAAAGAAUGUGACCCAGAUUGAACCUUUCUGCUUGGAGACUGACAGAAGAGGUGCUCUGAAGGCACAGACUUGGAAGCACCAGCUGGAAGAAGAACUGAGACAGCAGAAAGAAGCAGCUUGCUUCAAGGCUCGUCCAAACACUGUCAUCUCUCAGGAGCCCUUUGUUCCCAAGAAAGAGAAGAAAUCAGUUGCUGAGGGCCUUUCUGGUUCUCUAGUUCAGGAACCUUUCCAGCUGGCUACUGAGAAGAGAGCCAAAGAGCGACAGGAGCUGGAGAAGAGAAUGGCUGAGGUAGAAGCCCAGAAAGCCCAGCAGUUGGAGGAGGCCAGACAACAGGAGGAAGAGCAGAAAAAGGAGGAGCUGGCCAGGCUACGGAGAGAACUGGUGCAUAAGGCAAAUCCAAUACGCAAGUACCAGGGUCUGGAGAUAAAGUCAAGUGACCAGCCUCUGACUGUGCCCGUAUCUCCCAAAUUCUCCACUCGAUUCCACUGCUAAACUCAGCUGUGAGCUGCGGAUACCGCCCGGCAAUGGGACCUGCUCUUAACCUCAAACCUAGGACCGUCUUGCUUUGUCAUUGGGCGUGGAGAGAACCCAUUUCUCCAGACUUUUACCUACCCGUGCCUGAGAAAGCAUACUUGACAACCGUGGACUUCAGUUUUGUUGAGAAUUGUUUUCUUACAUUACUAAGGCUAAUAAUGAGAUGUAACUCAUGAAUGUCUCGAUUAGACUCCAUGUAGUUACUUCCUUUAAACCAUCAGCCGGCCUUUUAUAUGGAUCUUCACUCUGAUUAGAAUUCAGUCUCUGUGUCAGCACAGUGUAAUCUCUAUUGCUAUUGCCCCUUACCACUCUCACCCUCUCCCCACUUUUUUUUUUAAAUUUUAACCAGAAAAUAAAGAUAGUUAAAUCCUAAGAUAGAGAUUAAGUCAUGGUUUAAAUGAGGAACAAUCAGUAAAUCAGAUUCUGUCCUCUUCUCUGCAUACAGUGAAUUUAUAGUUAAGGAUCCCUUUGCUGUGAGGGUAGAAAACCUCACCAACUGCACCAGUGAGGAAGAAGACUACAUGGAUUCAUGGGGAGCCUCACAGCAGCCACGCAGCAGGUUCUAGGUGGGGCUGCCGUUAAGGCAUGUUCUCUCCUUAUUGGUGCUGAUAACAACAGGGAACAGUGCAGUGUGCAUUUUAAGACCUGGCCUGGAAUAAAUACAUUUUGUCUUUCCCUCCC